This is a messenger RNA of Bicyclus anynana (squinting bush brown), 1795 nucleotides long. Its product is annotated as NADPH oxidase activator-like. The coding region runs from base 58 to 1404 and encodes 448 amino acids. The record is from RefSeq and is a predicted model, not a curated record. NCBI's taxonomy places the organism in Eukaryota, Metazoa, Arthropoda, Insecta, Lepidoptera, Nymphalidae. Gene Ontology annotation, cellular component: nucleus. Gene Ontology annotation, molecular function: DNA-binding transcription factor activity, RNA polymerase II-specific; protein dimerization activity; RNA polymerase II cis-regulatory region sequence-specific DNA binding. The transcript has 3 exons. Gene Ontology annotation, biological process: regulation of neurogenesis; anterior/posterior pattern specification; regulation of transcription by RNA polymerase II.
UCCCGAGCGGACCUCCGGGAUUAAGUGAAGUUUUAGCCAAAGGAUUAAAGUGUAGCAAUGCCGUGCAGUGAAGACGAUGAUUCUCAAAGUGGGUUCAUGUCGGAACCCACUCAUGCGAUGUCCAAAGCUGAAUUGCGGAAGACAAACAAGCCGAUUAUGGAGAAAAAGCGGCGCGCGCGAAUUAACCACUGUCUCAACGAAUUGAAAGAUUUACUCAUGGACGCCACAGACAAAGACCCAGCGCGUCACUCGAAGCUAGAAAAGGCUGACAUCCUGGAGCUGACCGUGAAACAUCUGCAGACAUUACAAAGACAACAGCUGGCGGCAGCCAUCGCCGCCGACCCAGCUGUGUUGCACCGAUUCAAAUCUGGUUUCGGAGACUGCGCCGUCGAAGUCAAGAGAUACCUAUCGAGACUUGCCAGCGUACCCACCGGCUUAAGAUACCGCCUGGGAAACCAUUUGAACUCAUGCAUGUCUGGUAUGGAACACUUGAAUCAAGAUUACACUCCAUUAGUUCCAGACCCCCUACGCCUCGAUGAUGAAAGGCCGAGCGCUUUUCACUACGUAAAAGCAACGAGACCAACUAGUCCGCCCUUAAGUCCAUUGUCCUGUGACUCAGCCUGUGAUUCCUCAACUGAAUUGGAAACUCCCCCUCGACCUGUACAGAAGUUCCCAUUCCCGACACCGCCUAGCCGUUCCGCAUCAGAUCAAGACUCGAGCCCUGAACAGAGAUCCACCGUAUCCUCUACGACGAUUUCUCCAGAAACAUUAAAACAGGAGGCAUUAAGAAACAAGAAAUUCAUGGAACCGUUGUCAAUUGUAAUAGACGUCGAGAAUUACAAAAUUGGAAUUGACGCAUCACCGAAAAGAGCGAUAGAUUAUUCGAUACGUCAAAAAUUAAAACGCCAUUCUGAAAGUGUAGGUCCGGUGCCAAAAUUAAUAAGACUUGAUAAAGAACCGAGUCUUGCACAAAAAUCUAUAAGUCUAAAUGUUGAUAAACCUAGUUUAGGAUCGAAAUCUAUUGGUGAUUCUGAAAAACCAUUAAUCCCAAUAAGAAUAUGUACGGAUAAAUCAGAAACAGGUUCAGACAAAUCAGAAAGCCGGAGAAUUUUGUCAGAAAAAUUUUCAGCAUUUCGAAAGUUGGAUAGAACGCCGAGUUAUCCAGAAAGGAAGUUAACUCUACCUGAAAGUAUACCAGCGGCCAGUGAAAGACAAUCGAUAGUUAAUUUAGACAAACCCUCAAUAGUGCCAAGGACAGUGAUAAGCCAUACGGCGGAAUCUCUGUCACAUUCGAGUCAAAUUCCUCGUACAGUUGAAGUAUCUAAAGAGAAAGCAGAAGCAGACACAAGUUCAAAGUCGCCACAGCAAAGUACAUCAAGUUCCGAAAUGUGGAGACCUUGGUGAAAUUUAUUAUUAUUAUUUGUACAUGUCUUCCAGAAUUUAACGGAUGAAUCCGUAUAAAUAAAAUUGUGCCUUAAGAUAAAGAUGUUAUAUACGAGUAAAGUAUUGAGUGAUAUUUCUUAUGAUUAGUAUCGGUUUAAAGUCUAUUUUUUAAAAGUUUUCAUACUUUGUCAUGAACAUUGUAAAUUGGACCAUUACCAUUAUUAUUGUAUAGUAUCAAGGAUUUGUUAGUACUUUUAAGUACAGUUUUAUUUUUUAUACUGUUUUAUAUAACAUAGACGUAUUAUAAAUUAAAGAACGAUAGCUUUAAGUAGGUAUUUACCUGUGUGGUAUACUAAUUAUAUUCUUUUUAUAAAAAAAUAUUAAAUGGAUCUCUACGUUUUAUACUAAAACU